UUUUAUUCACCCUUCUCCCAUCCUCUACCCCAUUUCGAUGGCCUGCCUGUUUUCGAGGUCGUGCCCUAUUUUGGGAAUUUUUGUAUCAAUGUUCAGCUAGGUUUUCGCUGAUUUCAAAUUGGCCCCCAAUUUUCUCUUCUCUAAGCUCCACCCCCAAAAAAUUCCACCUUCUUGAUCUCAUUUCCUUUACUGUAAUGGCGAAGAAACCCAAAAAUCCUCUUAAAGAUGCGGAUCAAGAUAACGGUUCCAGACCAAACGAGACUUCGAAUUCCUCUACGAUUUUCAAGGCCCUGUUUGGCGAAAUCCCUGAACAGAUUUUGACUUCUGAUUCUAUCUUCUCCGAGAGCAAUCCGUUCCGUAGAGAAUUGCUGGAAAAGAAGCAGAAGGGAGAAUCUCGAUUAGGAGUUUCAGGAGAAGAUGGCGAGAACGAGGGUAAUUUGGGGAAGCCCGACAUUUCUGAGAUGCCGCCGAAGAUUAAACGAAAGAAAGAUAAAGUUAAGAAGGAAAGUUCGGAUCUUGAGAAAGAAUUAGUUGAGGAGAAGAGUAAGAAAUCGAAGAGGGACGGAUUGAAGGUUGAUGCAAAGAGUAGCAACAACAAUUUGAGUUACGAGUUAAAAGAGUCUCUGGAAAAUGAUGCUGGACGUGCUCCAGGAGACGGUGAAAGUGGAAAUUUUGGUGUUAAGAGUGAUAAGAAGAAAAAGAAGAGGAAGAGAGAUGAGGUGGAGACAGAGUACGAGGCUAGGAGAUAUGGAGUAGCUGAUACGAUGAAUGAAGCGAAGGGGGAAAGUGGUGUGUUGGGGGAGAAGAGGAAGAAAAUGGAUAAUCCGGAGGAUAUGAUGGUGUCAAAAGAAGGUUUUGAUGAUGAGAGCAAGCUGUUAAGGACUGUAUUUGUUGGGAACUUACCUCUGAAGUUGAAGAAAAAGGAAAUAGCAAAGGAGUUUGCCAAGUUUGGUGAAGUUGAAUCUGUUAGGAUUCGGUCUGUCCCCCUUGCUGAUGGCAAAAUACCGAGGAAAGGUGCUGUUAUCAAGAAGAGAAUCAAUGAAAAUGGAGACAGUGUUCAUGCUUAUGUUGUUUUCAAAACUGAGGAGUCUGCUCAAGCAUCACUAGCUCAUAAUAUGGCUGUCGUUGGUGGAAAUCAUAUCCGUGUUGACAGAGCUUGUCCACCACGCAAGAAGUUGAAGGGAGAUGACACUCCCUUGUACGACAAUAAGAGGACAGUUUUUGUGGGAAACCUUCCCUUUGAUGUGAAGGAUGAAGAGAUUUAUAAGCUUUUUAGUGGUAUUAAAAAUCUCGAGACUAGCAUUGAAGCUGUUCGGGUUAUUAGAGACCCUGGAUCCAGCUUGGGAAAAGGCAUUGCAUAUGUGUUGUUCAAAACCACGGGACAUAGCCACAUGCUUGAUAUGGCCAUGGACUCUCAUGAUGCUGCAAACUUGAUAGUCAAGAAACGUAACUUGAAGCUGCGGGACCGUGAGCUUCGUCUGAGUCAUGCCAAGUCAACAACAAGCAACACUUCUUUGAAGAGAAAAUCCCCUUUACAGCCACUGACUAAAAACACUCGUCCAGCAAAGAAGUUUGCAUCUGUUCCCACAACUCCGGAUAGCUGCAAGGCAAGCUUAUCCUAUCAAGGCCUGCGUGCAAGCAAAUCGGGUUCUCAAAAGAAGAAAGUCCUCCCAAAGGUUAUUAAUUCGCAUGGAAAAUCGAAAACUCGACCAGACUCGGACCAGAGUUCUGUGAAGAAGAAGAAAAGACCAGCUGUGGCUGCUCGUAAGCAGAAAGCCUUAAAGGCUGCUGCUAAUGCUUCUUCCCAAGUAGUGGGAACAAAGAGGAAGAUUGGUAAACAAACGCCUGCUAGUGGUGGACAAAAGAAGAAAGCGAGGAAGUUUAGGUGCAAAUCAAAAUUUGAGCGAGAAACCAAUAUAGUUCAGGGGAAAGCUUUAUUAAUUUCGUUCAUCUGUUCUGAUAUUUUUCUGUCGAGAAGAAUGGAGAACGAGGGUGCGGCGAAUGGCGGAGUAAGGAAUAGGGAAAAAUCAGGGAAGUUUCCGUUGACGGCGUGGGAGGUCACGGUGGCGAGCGGCGUCGUGUUGGGGUUUUCGUUUGGGUUGGUAGGGCUGUACCUGACGAUGCCGGCAUCUGAUUACAGCUUCCUCAAGCUUCCUCGUUCUCUGCAAGAUCUUCAAAUUCUCAGGGAUAACCUGGAGAGCUAUACAAGUGAUUACACUGUACAAGUUCUGGUGGGAUACUGUUUGGUGUACAUUUUCAUGCAGACUUUUAUGAUCCCAGGAACAGUUUUCAUGUCCUUACUUGCUGGAGCCCUUUUCGGGAUCUUUAAAGGUGUGGCUCUGGUUGUGUUCACAGCAACAGCAGGUGCAUCUUCUUGCUUCUUCUUAUCCAAGAUAGUUGGUCGACCACUCGUCUUCUCUCUCUGGCCUGAAAAGUUAGCUUUCUUUCAGUCCCAGGUGGCUAAAAGACGCGAACGGCUAUUGAAUUACAUGCUUUUCCUUAGGGUAACCCCAACUUUGCCAAAUACAUUUCUAAAUGUUGCAUCACCAAUUGUAGAUGUUCCUUACCAUAUCUUCUUCUUGGCCACCUUCAUUGGGAUAAUUCCUGCUGCAUACGUGACUGUCAGGGCAGGAAUAACUCUUGGCGAGUUGCAAUCGGUUGGUGAUCUGUAUGACUUUCAGUCCAUAGCAACUCUGUUUCUCAUAGGUGUCGUAACUGUUACUCCCACACUGAUGGGGAAGGGGAAGGGGAAGUCGUUUCUUAGCCAGCAUUCUGUAAUUGCCCUAAAGAUUAAUAUGUACCGAUGCUUUCUGUGGAGAAGGGUCAUUGCAUUCAAACUUUAUUAUAUUGUUCAAGUUGUUGGUCUUAAUAUCUGCCUCAUUCUUAAGUUGUUGGAUCAAGUGGAAUGUGAACAUUCUGAAGGCAAAGUAAUUGACUUCCACAAAUCAUUGCUUGAUCUCUGGCGAAUGAUGGGAAUUGUUUUCAUGCUGCAAUCUAUGCUGAUUUUCCCUAAUCAUGAUAUAAGAAGGGCAAAUUGCAACAGUUAG
This is a messenger RNA of Striga asiatica, 3047 nucleotides long. The record is from the annotation of a GenBank genome assembly. NCBI's taxonomy places the organism in Eukaryota, Viridiplantae, Streptophyta, Magnoliopsida, Lamiales, Orobanchaceae.